Vicia faba (fava bean) is the source of this 471-nucleotide messenger RNA. The record is from the annotation of a GenBank genome assembly. NCBI's taxonomy places the organism in Eukaryota, Viridiplantae, Streptophyta, Magnoliopsida, Fabales, Fabaceae.
AUGACUACACCAUAUGAGAAAAUGCGCCUCAAAAGAAUGGAAGAAAAUAAGAAAAAGCUAGAUGCUCUCAAUCUUCCUACAAUCUCUCAAUCCCUUAACAAAUCAUCUGAAUCUUCUUCCAAACCAUCACCUUCUGUGAAGGGUCUUCCGAAGUUUGUACAACCUGGAGAGCUUGAAGUAAACAAAAAGCGCCUACGUUCAACUACAACUCACAAAUCAUCAAUAACCCCUCCCCCGAUCAAAACUACAAUAACGCAUCUACCAAUCCAAACUGCAAAAGAUGUUGUGGUCGAAUAUGAGGAUGAAGAUGUUGUGGAAGGAGAUGAGACAGAAGAUGAUGUGACAGGAAAUGAGGCCGAAGAUGUUGUGGUAGGAGAUGAGGCUAAAGAUGUUGUGGUAGGAGAUGAGACUAAAGAUGUUGUUAAAGUGGCUAAAUCUGUGUAUUGGGAUGUAAAAGUCAUAAGUAAGUAA